Molecule: messenger RNA, 2256 nt
Organism: Penicillium coprophilum
Lineage: Eukaryota; Fungi; Ascomycota; Eurotiomycetes; Eurotiales; Aspergillaceae
Product: PalH/RIM21 family protein
Exons: 2
Coding region: 1-2256 (751 amino acids)
Biological process (GO): cellular response to pH
Cellular component (GO): plasma membrane
Source: RefSeq, a predicted model, not a curated record
AUGGAAAAUGACUUCCACUUGCUUCCCCGCCAGAUCUGGGCAAAUCCAACUCCGACUACGACGAAGACUUAUUCACCAGGUUGUACGCCUGUCGUCUUGCCCAGUAAUGGACUCAUAUAUCUCAACAAGUCAUUCGCUAUUACCCUCAGUGAGAACGCCGUCUUCGAACCUGUCUGCACAGGCUCCCCCACCGACGAGGUUCACAUCUCCGCCGUCCUCGAUACCCGCGAUCCAUUCUAUUCCUCCAUUACCCCACAGCUCUAUGCCAUCGGCUGUGCUACCGUCGUUAGCUACCUACUCGUCAUCAUCCUUCUCAUCACACCGCGCACAUUCUAUGUUGGUGGCCCCGGCGGCGGUGGCGCCAAUUUCCUCGGCCGCCAUGGGAUGAUCAGCGGCUCAUAUAGUGGAAAUUCGUCGGUGGUCGGAGUCGGCGGGCGACCAUGGCUACAGAAAGUGGCUGCGAUUUUGGUUGCGAUCUCACUGACGAUCGCUACGGUCGAUUCUUUCAAAGUCGCGGAGCGGCAGUACAAUUAUGGGUUUUCCGAUGCGGAGGCGCUUUCCCAGGAGGUUAUUGACGGGAUGGAAAUUCGCAUUGUGCGCGUCAUAUCAAGCACUUUUCUGUGGCUUGCACAGGUUCAGACGCUGAUUCGAUUGUUUCCGCGACAUAAGGAGAAAGUCAUGAUCAAAUGGGCUGGGUUUGCGUUGAUUGUGCUGGAUACCACUUUUAGUAUUUUGGACAACUUUUGGGCGAGGAACUCUUCACCACGACCCAGGCUAUACGAGGAUGCUAUUCCUGCUUUGAGCUACUUGUUCGAGUUGUCGCUUAAUCUUCUCUAUGCCGCUUGGGUGAUUUUCUACUCAAUAUCGAAGCACCGAUACGCAUUUUUCCACCCCAAGAUGCGGAAUAUCUGCUUAGUGGCUCUUCUCUCGCUAUGCGCCAUUUUGAUACCCGUCGUCUUUUUUGUCUUGGAUAUCGCCAAGCCGGAAAUUGCUGGCUGGGGUACCUAUAUUCGAUGGGUUGGCUCUGCCGCGGCCAGUGUGGUGGUUUGGGAGUGGGUGGAACGCAUUGAAGCGCUGGAGCGAGAUGAAACCAAAGACGGGAUUUUGGGGCGAGAGGUUUUUGACGGCGAUGAAAUGCUUGAAGUUACUCCGUCCGAGGAAGUUGACUGGCCACGCUUCUCGGCCCAAGGACCUGACCAAGGCGGGAAUGGCGGAUCUUCUGGAUGGGGCGGUGUGAUGGGCUUAGCCCAUCGACCUCUACGAGCCCGGGCUGGAUUGCCUCGCGGCAACCGAAGGAAAGGAGCCGGAGCACCACCAAAUAACCAAGCGGCUGCCUCCGCGCCACGGGGCCCAGACGAUAAUAGGCCCACACCACCCCAAGUGGUGACCACACCGAUUAGCCGAGCCGAUACUACUAGUGCAGCAAGCACAGUGUACAAUGUCAGGUAUCAUUCAGUGGCUAGCCCUACGCCUCCCGCCGCCAUGCCAAAUAUGCACGAGGAAGAGGAAUUGGACGAAGCUAAAGAGGUGGAAGAUAGGGGACCACAUACUGUUGACACAAAUAGUCAUGCUCUGUCUGCUCAAAAUACCCGCGAGGAGUCGCCGCAGAUUGUCCCAGCCGAUCCACGAUGGCAUGUUCUCUUGCACCCAUUCAGGAGACGACGCGCAUCUUUGCCGAAAGAAGUGGCGUCUGCACAAGCCGGCGAGGAACAGUCAGAACACAGACCCUCUGCUGCAGCGGAAGAGGCCGCAGAAACAAAUGCUGCCCGAUCUCGAGCCGAUCACUUCUUUUCUCUUCAUCGGAAAGCCCGACUGGGUAAUGGACCACAAAACCCCGAUGGCUCAUUACCCGUCACCGUUAUUCCAGCACGUCGCCGUGGCCAACACACAUGGUCACCACAGAACCGACUGCUGGAGGAUACUCGGCCACCAGGAGAGAGCCGACCGAUAGAAUCACAACAUCACGAAUCGGCCUCUAAUCGGCCCAAUUUGCCUGUACGGGUGAUUCCUUCUCAACCCCACGCGUCUGCUCCAUGGACGGAGGCAGACAUAGAACGGGGAGGCGGGGAUUAUGUUCUGCAAUAUGACCCAGAAGCUGCCGCAUUAGUUAACGAAGACGUGGCCCAUUUGGAUCGUGCCAAUUACCGACAAAGUUGGACAGAUACGACAUGCUCGGAAGAAAGAAAUGAUGUGUCAGCGGAAGAGCCAUCUCACGCCGAGCACGGGCCUAACGAAGGCCGGCACAGCCACGUUUGA